Molecule: messenger RNA, 855 nt
Organism: Ooceraea biroi (clonal raider ant)
Lineage: Eukaryota; Metazoa; Arthropoda; Insecta; Hymenoptera; Formicidae
Product: E3 SUMO-protein ligase NSE2
Biological process (GO): double-strand break repair via homologous recombination; protein sumoylation
Cellular component (GO): nucleus; Smc5-Smc6 complex
Molecular function (GO): zinc ion binding; SUMO ligase activity
Source: RefSeq, a predicted model, not a curated record
UCGAUGAUCAGAGAGACUGUCUGUUAGGUUAGGUUUUAUUCAGUUUGGUAGAUGGCUGAAAUUUGUCAGGGGAUAUUCGACGUAUUGAUAUUUCGGAUCGUCAGUGUACGAAAUAAAGCAGAAUGACACAAUCCACGCAGAUAAUCGAGGAACUCGACGACUGUUUCAUGAGAACAGCGGGAAACCUUAUGAAAUACUAUGUCGACGAAGAAGAACAAAAAACAAAGCUGAAACAGUUGAGAGAUGCUUUGAGAGAUAACUGCAUUGAAUCUACAAAGAUGAAGACUGCCGACGCAAUUAAGGAUCGACUGACGAGCAUGAUGGAACUUGAGCCGGAGAGAAACGUCGAGGAUAUCGUAAAGGAAUAUAAACAGGCUAUAGCGGAAAUUAAAAUUGAUCCGUCGAAGGACAUCAGACUGGUGCAAUACGAUAAGCAGAUGGAGAAUUUGGAUGAAGCGAACAAAGCGGAAUCUAAUAAAGGAGUAGAAAACACGGAUACAGACCUGCGAAUGACAAGCCAGGACAUGAACAUAAUCGAUCCGAUCUCGAAGACGCGAAUGAUCGAUCCGGUGAGAAAUGCCGUUUGCGGUCACGUUUACGAUCGUGGGAACCUCGUCGCGAUGUUGCAGCGAAACAAACAGACUAGGUGUCCUGUAGUGGGAUGCACCAGCAAGGAUUAUAUAGAUUUAAGCCAGUGUCGCGUCGACAUCGUAACGAAAAUGUACUUGGAGAAAAAUCCUGCAUAGAUGCGAAGAGAACGAGUGUGGCGAGCACCUAUGUCGGAUGUACAUCGAGUGUACAUAUUGUAUAAAUCUUUCUUUUAUACUGAAUAAAGUAUUUCCCUUACAUUAUUAA